ACCUCACACCUUUUCUCUCUUUUUUACCCCCUUCGGUGUCCUCUACGCUAUUCGCGAUCUCCAAAUCAACUCUAUCCACACCGCUUGACGACACCCGUCGUUCAUCACCGUCCAUCCAAUUCCCUCGCUGCUCCUUGGUCCUCUCCUUGACACACAUCCAUUGCCGCCGCUAUGGACUCGCAACGUCCGAACGAUGUGUCGCCCGAGGCCAUGCAGGCGCGCAUUCAGCAGGCGCGACGCGAGGCUGAGAACUUGAAGGAUAGGAUCAAGCGAAAGAAGGAUGAAUUGGCCGAUACUACUCUUCGCGCCGUAGCACAGCAAUCUCACGAAGCAAUUCCCCGAAAUCAAUUAAUGAAGACAAAGAGGACGCUAAAGGGACAUCUGGCUAAGAUCUAUGCUAUGCACUGGUCGACCGACCGAAGACAUCUAGUAUCCGCCUCGCAAGAUGGCAAGUUAAUCAUUUGGGAUGCGUAUACGACGAACAAAGUUCACGCCAUCCCCUUACGGUCAUCAUGGGUUAUGACCUGCGCUUACGCCCCGAGCGGUAAUUAUGUUGCCUGCGGUGGUCUCGAUAACAUCUGCUCCAUCUAUAAUCUCAACCAGAACCGAGAUGGGCCGACACGCGUAGCUCGUGAGCUAUCUGGCCAUGCUGGCUAUCUAUCUUGCUGCCGAUUCAUUAACGACCGGAGCAUCCUUACUUCGUCUGGUGACAUGACUUGCAUGAAGUGGGAUAUCGAGACCGGAACAAAGGUUAUGGAAUUUGCCGACCAUCUAGGCGAUGUCAUGAGCAUCAGUCUGAACCCUACGAAUCAAAACACAUUCAUAUCCGGCGCUUGCGACGCAUUCGCGAAGCUAUGGGAUAUCCGUGCCGGCAAGGCCGUGCAGACAUUCGCCGGUCACGAGUCCGAUAUCAAUGCCAUCCAAUUCUUCCCGGAUGGCCAUUCAUUUGUAACAGGAUCUGACGACGCGACGUGCAGGCUGUUUGAUAUUCGAGCAGAUAGGGAACUCAAUCUCUACGGGUCUGAAUCCAUUCUAUGUGGUAUCACUUCUGUUGCCACUUCUGUUUCUGGUCGCCUACUAUUCGCUGGAUAUGAUGACUUCGAAUGCAAGGUAUGGGAUAUCACCAGAGGAGAGAAGGUCGGAUCCCUCGUAGGUCACGAGAACCGUGUCAGCUGUCUGGGCGUUAGCAACGACGGUAUCAGCCUGUGCACGGGCUCUUGGGACUCUGUGCUCAAAAUCUGGGCAUACUAGGUGGACGUCUAUGUCGAGAUGGAGCAUUGUUACGUGGAUCACCCGCGUAGCUGUUGCUCCCCCUUUUCAGACGAAUAUUUUGAACUAAUUUCAACCUGUCAUGCAUGACGAAUCGUUUAGGUUCGAUGCUCUCAGGACGAAGUCACGACAGCCUUUUCCAGCAACUAUUUUCCUUACUGGCCUGUGUUGUACUCGAUUCCCACCGGACUACUGUUCGCCGCUGCCGACCGAGGGGCCAAGGGAGUGUAUAGUUCCCGGCCCUGUUCACUUUUAGAUACCUCCAUAAUAUCAUAUUUCUCUACCCAAUUCGCAUCUGUCAGCUAGUCUGCUAAUAUACCGCCUCGGACUUGAUUGGUAAUAAUU
This is a messenger RNA of Daldinia loculata, 1614 nucleotides long. RefSeq names its product guanine nucleotide-binding protein subunit beta. The coding region runs from base 172 to 1251 and encodes 359 amino acids. Gene Ontology annotation, cellular component: heterotrimeric G-protein complex; cytoplasm. The transcript has 5 exons. The record is from RefSeq and is a predicted model, not a curated record. Gene Ontology annotation, biological process: G protein-coupled receptor signaling pathway. Lineage: Eukaryota; Fungi; Ascomycota; Sordariomycetes; Xylariales; Hypoxylaceae. Gene Ontology annotation, molecular function: signaling receptor complex adaptor activity; protein binding.